AUGGCCACAUUUAAAGGGCCAGAGCCAUCAGUACAGAAAGAGAACUCCGUUACUAGACCCCGAUCAAAUACUCAUAAGACUGAAAAGACUCAUUGCUCCUCAACUAAAAGUGAGCAGAGUAUCAAGAAAACUGAGUUUCAUGAUUCUAAGAAGGGGUGUACCUGUAAAUACUUUGUUUCUUGUAAACCCCGUGACUUUACGGGAGAGAUUGGAGCAAUUGAUGCUCUAAAGUGGCUGGAUGAAAUAGAAACCGUUGUUGAUAUAAGCGGUUAUGCCGCAAAGGACACUGUUAAAUUCGCGUCCCAAUCCUUCAAGGAGGAUGCUUUGACUUGGUGGAAGGCACUAAUCCAAUCGACUGGCAAGGUUGAAAUGUACAGCCUGAGUUGGUCAAAAUUCGUGGAAUUAAUUCGCGAGACUUAUUGCCCACCUCACGAGGUGGAGAAAGUUGAAACUGACUUUCUAAAGCUAACCAUGAAAGGCCUCAAGUGUCGAGCCUGUUUGUCUGAAUACAACUCCUUAUCAAGACUCGUGCCAUACUUAAUUACCCCUGAGUCUAAGCGCAUUGCGUGGUUUAUUGGAGGACUCGCUCCAGAAAUCAAGGGGAUGGUUAAAUCCUCCAAACCUACUACUUAUAGAUCCGUUGUGGAUCUGGCUCUUUCUCUCACUGAAGAUGAAAUAAGAGCAAGGGCGAUGAAAUCCGAGGAGGAUCAUAAGCGAAAGCGUGAUGAUACCCCAAAUAAGGAUUUCAAAAAGGGUAAGACUGGUUCGAAUUGUAACCAGUCCAAGCCGAAUGAAGCAAAACCUAAAUGUAAAACCUGCGGGAAGCAACACUUUGGAAAAUGUUUCCAUGAGCACACCAAGGGUUGUGGCGAGAAAGGGCAUAUAAAGACCCGCUGCCCAAAGAGGACGACUGACAGAAGGAACAAGGCCACUGAUGGCCAGAAAGGCAAUGUUUGA
Molecule: messenger RNA, 957 nt
Organism: Helianthus annuus (common sunflower)
Lineage: Eukaryota; Viridiplantae; Streptophyta; Magnoliopsida; Asterales; Asteraceae
Exons: 1
Coding region: 1-957 (318 amino acids)
Source: RefSeq, a predicted model, not a curated record